Pygocentrus nattereri (red-bellied piranha) is the source of this 3883-nucleotide messenger RNA. RefSeq names its product lysine methyltransferase 5B (gene kmt5b). The transcript has 10 exons. The coding region runs from base 638 to 3127 and encodes 829 amino acids. Gene Ontology annotation, molecular function: histone H4K20 methyltransferase activity; protein binding. The record is from RefSeq and is a predicted model, not a curated record. Lineage: Eukaryota; Metazoa; Chordata; Actinopteri; Characiformes; Serrasalmidae. Gene Ontology annotation, cellular component: nucleus.
CGGCUCGACUCGGCUCGGCGUGAGGGGAUGUUGUUGCUAUGCACGCCGGCGAGCUGCGCAGUCACACGAGCGGAGAUUUAAAGGGAAAUAACAGGCGCUCCUCUUUGUACACAUCCGAGUUUGGCAGGACGCUGCAAGCCAGUCUUUGCGAAAACAGCGAAUCUGCGUCUGUGAGGCCGCGUUGACCGGACUCGUUUCGGAUGUGCAGCCGGACUGGGCUUCGGACCAGAGAGCCCCAGCGGACGGCGGCUGUGUUUUUCAGGGUCUAGUUCUUUCCGAGGAGGUUCUGUGUCCUGUCUUUCCACUCUAGCCCCUGUCGCCAUCUUGAAUUUUAAUGUAAAUUAUCUGGCAAUUUUUUUUUUUUUUUUUUUUUGUUUUGCUAUAUGGCACCUUCAGUGAGCCGUCCCGCUCGCUCCGUGUGCCGGUGAGGGACCCGCGUUACCGUAGGGAAAAGGACAGAGUGGAAGCGGCUUCUGGAUCAGCGAGCGGGGUGACGGUUUACAGCGUGUGUUUAAGUUGCCCAUGCAAGUGGGAGACAAAAGACGAGUUGCACGGCUUCCCUCCACGUCGCAUGGUUUCUCAUAAGCACAUAGAAGCUAAAUGCGCCUUCACCAGGGAGCUAGCUGGUAUGAAGUAGAUGGGAGAAACCAAGAACAUGGUGCUGAAUGGCAGGAGACAUGGCAGUAGGUUCUCCAGUGAUCAGCCCAUUGGAAAGACCAGGCUGCAGAACACGCAGAGGGCCCAUCUGCGCCAGGGCAAGGGCUCCCCUACUGGCAGGAGAUGCAGCAGACGUUUCAGUGGGGCAGCCACAGAGCCAGAGAGGCGUCAUGUGCCCUCUUCUGGGAUGACCGCAAAGGAGCUGUGUGAAUAUGAUGACCUGUCCACCAGCCUGAUCCUAGACCCUUACCUGGGCUUCCAGACCCACAAAAUGAACACCAGGUUUCGGCCAAUCACGGGUCGACAAGCUGUACUUAGGGAAGUGAUUGAACGCUUCAAGAAAAAUGACAACCUGGAAAAGGCCUUCCAGGCUUUGACCUCUGGAGAAUGGAGCAGACAUCACUUUCUCAACAAGACCAAGGCCCAGGAGAAGCUCUUCAAAGCACAUGUAUUUGUUUACUUGCGUAUGUUUGCUGCAGACAGUGGGUUUGAGAUUCUUCCAUGCAAUCGCUAUUCAUCAGAGCAAAAUGGAGCCAAAAUUGUAGCAACAAAAGAUUGGAAAAGAAAUGAUAAAAUUGAACACCUUGUUGGUUGCAUUGCUGAGCUGUCUGCGAGUGAAGAAAAGAUGUUGUUACGGCAUGGAGAAAAUGACUUCAGCGUCAUGUACUCUACACGUAAGAACUGUGCUCAGCUCUGGCUGGGACCUGCUGCCUUUAUUAAUCAUGAUUGUCGGCCAAAUUGCAAGUUUGUAUCAACAGGUCGAGACACUGCAUGUGUGAAGGUCCUACGGGACAUCGAACCAGGGGAAGAGAUCUCCUGUUACUAUGGAGAUGGCUUCUUUGGAGAAAACAACGAAUUUUGUGAAUGCUACACUUGUGAGAGGCGUGGCACUGGUGCUUUUAAGUCAAAAGCAGGGCUGCCUGUGGAAGUCCCAGUGAUAAAUAGCAAGUAUGGCCUGAGGGAGACUGACAAGCGUCUCAACAGACUGAAGAAGUUGGGGGAGGGCAGCAGGAACUCAGACAGUCAGUCCGUUGCCUCCACAGAAGCAGAGUCUCAGGAACCACCAAGUGGACAAACAUCAUUAAGGAAGAGGACAUCUCAGCCCUGUCUGAAAAAGCAUGGCAAAGCCAGAGCUUCAACAAGGCAAAUUCUGUCAAGCACUCCUACCUCUACCUCAUCCUGUAAACGAAAUCAAACAAACAACUCCAGUUUACCAAAGAGACUUAAAUCAAAGCCCACUCAGCCUUUGUCUAAGGGAAGGAGAUGGUGUCGAGCAGCAGAACUGAAAGCCCCCAGUCGAGUGAGUGCUGGGAGCUUGAGUCUCAAGCAGCCCUCCAGAAGAGAGGCAGACAGGCGAGGGCCUACUCAGCUCUCCAGCUGUAGGGGCAGUGUGACUCGUGCGGCAGUUCACGAAAACAGUCAGAACUCCUCAAAGGGUGCUUCAGCAUGCAAGGACAGUGUGCCUUGCCCUUACAGAACUCGUAGGUCCACCAGGACCUCUCUUGGUGCUCAGGAGGCUGCUGCUGGCAGCAGGCGAGGGCUAAAGUCAGAUAGCCCAGCUAAGCUAGCCGGUGGCUUGGCCCUCAAGACCGAGCCAGGCGACCCUGUUCCGGUGACAGCCGGGCACCAGAUGAACACACCUAGCCUCGAAGCUAGUUGUCCAAGGAAAGGGACCUGCCCCAGGAGGAGGAGGACAAUAAAACAAGAGGAGGUGGGGGGCUCCUAUGGAGAUGACUUUCUCCAGGAGGGCGUGCCAGAUCUACAUCAUGCAGCCCGGGCUGCUGACGUGGCUGACUGUGGGAAGGUGCCACUCGGCCUUCCGGGCCACCACCAGCACUACAACGGCUCGACCAAGAAUGGUAAGCCACUACGGCGCGGCAAAGGCAAGAAGAAGCGGCGCAUUACGCGCUACGAUGCCCAGCUGAUUCUGGAGAACAACACGGGCAUCCCCAAGUUGACCCUACGGCGGCGACGGGACAGCAGCAGCAGCAAUAAGGCAGACCCCCGGGACGCCAAGCCCUCACACCCGAAGUCCAGCUCCUCAAAGAUCAGCAUCAAGUUCAGCAAGGAACGUGAAAAGGAGCGUACUGGCUCAUACGUGGCCAAGUUGAACAAUGGCUUUGGCCAUGGCCCUCACAGCAGUUCCACCAAGCUGAAGAUUCAGCUGAAGCGUGAGGAGGACGGCACGGGUCUGCGACGGACCUAUCCUGACGACGUUACCUUCACAGGGAUCGUCAAGAGAGAGGCUGGAGAGGUGCUCGAGCAUGAAGUGGGAUCCCAGGUGGGGCAGAACAUUGAGGAGGACUCGCUCACUUCUGAGGAUGAGGAGGAGGACUACUUUGACAACGAGGAUGAUUUCAUCCCACUUCCACCAGCGAAACGCCUACGCCUCAUUGUGGGCAAAGAUUCCAUAGACAUCGACAUCUCCUCUAGAAGAAGAGAGGACCAGUCACUCAGACUCAAUGCAUAAGCUGUGUAAAUAACCCUCGUUCCUACCAAUCAUGUGUUCAUUUGAAUUAUGUAAUUUAAAUGGGGCAAAAAAAUGGCAAAUGUACAAUUAAAAUCGACACAAGAUAUCUUUCUCUACGUUUUAGUGAUGGCACUUCUUUAUUGUUUAUUCCUUACAAAUAUAAAUAUUGUAGAAAGUGUACAGAUAUGUAUGAAUUCUAUCCAAGUCUGUUUAAUGUGCAGAUGUUUGUCAGCGUUUUGUCCAGCUUUGCUGUUUUAUCUUAUUACAGGAAUAGUUUAACCAAAACGGUGGUGUCAGAUAAAAGCCAGCAGGGCACCGAAAGCAAGCCAUGAUCUUGUUUGCACAUUGCUCACUUUGCUCUGCAAAGCUUUCAUUCGUUGACUGGCAUCGUAAGAAUUUUGGUAAAACUAUUUCUUCAAUAUCUCAGCCUGCUGAGGGGCAAAAAGGGCUGGGAUCUGCUCAUCCACUUUCAGAAACACAAUGCAUGAGUCCACCUCAGAAGUUAGGCAUCCGUAUUUGAGUUCAGAUAGCAGUCUUCAGAAGGAUCGUGUGUUUCACUCGUCAUGUGUAAAGGGAAUAGCGGAAAAAAAAACUGUACAGAGCGGCUGCAAAAACUAAACAACGUUCUCUCCACUUGUUUUUUUUUUUUUUUUAUCUUUGUAUCAUGUAUCUGAUAUUUUGGCCAUCCAAGGUUAUGGUGCUCAUUGUUGUGGCCUGGUGCUGGUCCAUUAAAGAAAAAAAAAAUAAGACCUUAAA